Messenger RNA from Spizellomyces punctatus DAOM BR117, 1134 nucleotides. RefSeq lists its product as uncharacterized. Lineage: Eukaryota; Fungi; Chytridiomycota; Chytridiomycetes; Spizellomycetales; Spizellomycetaceae. Bases 1 to 903 code for a protein of 300 amino acids. The transcript has 2 exons. Gene Ontology annotation, molecular function: oxidoreductase activity, acting on the CH-CH group of donors. The record is from RefSeq and is a predicted model, not a curated record. Gene Ontology annotation, biological process: lipid metabolic process.
AUGUCUUGUUGGCAUGGAAACCUCCCAGCAGAAUGUGGAUCACUCUCUGUGUAUUUGCGAUUGCUAGCAUUGACGAUGAAAGUUCUCAUUCCAACCUCCUCAUGGGAAACCGCGUGGUUUACCACUGCCUUGAUCAUAUCAGCCUAUCUCUUUUUGCAGCCCGCAUCAUAUGGAAGAUUCCACGCAACGAAUCGAUAUACACUUACGGUGCCAGGCAAAGCAGGCUGGUUCAUUCAAGAAUUAGUUAGUCCAAUAUGCUUUCUGCUAUCCUUCUUUUCGGAUCCUGAGCAAGUACAGCGACAAGCGGACAUUAAACUGUUCUCACUUGGAACCGUCGCGUGCAUAUGCUGGACGUUGCAUUACUUCAAUCGAGUAUUUGUAUAUACGUACAGGGCACCCCACAUGAGUCCCACUCGCAUUGAGAUCGUUCUUGCGGCCAUUUUGUUCAAUUUGGUAAAUGGGACGUGGAAUGGAGCUGUGGCACGGAAAUAUGCAGAACGAUCAAUAUGGGAGUAUGACAAAAGAGCGUCCUUGUGUUGUGGUAUCGCAUUAUUUUUGUGGGGAAUGUACGUGAACAUCAUAUCGGACAACGAAUUGAUGAGGUUGCGACGGCAAAAGGUGCCAUGCCAGCAGGGGAGUGUAACACUGUCGAACGGGAGAAAGUAUUUCAUACCAGAGGAGAAUAUGCAUCGGUUCGUUUCAUGCGCCAAUUACUUUGGAGAGAUUGUUGAAUGGACGGGAUACGCACUUUUUAUGGAUGGUGAGACGGCCGCAGUGGGAUUUUGGGUGUGGACGCUGGCGAAUUUGGUUCCCAGGGCCGUCCAAACAAAUAAGUGGUAUCGACGAACUUUUGGGGAAAAGUACCCCAAGAAUAGGAAAGCAGUGAUACCCUUUGUACUAUAGACAUGACUAGAAGAAAACCAGAUGCUUGGCUCGUGAUCGAUUGGGCACCGGUCGUGUUUUGACGCACAGGCGAGUACGACUUGUAGCGGUUAUUGGCCAACAUCCGGUUUGAGGUUUGAAAGAAACGACAAUGGGAGAGUGCCGUGAAGGGAAGCUCCAUGGAAAAUGGACUGUUCUGUGUGUGCUACCUCUCAGUAGUCAUGCACACCCACCACAGUCAACCCACCAACC